Prunus avium (sweet cherry) is the source of this 873-nucleotide messenger RNA. Its product is annotated as cotton fiber protein. Lineage: Eukaryota; Viridiplantae; Streptophyta; Magnoliopsida; Rosales; Rosaceae. The record is from RefSeq and is a predicted model, not a curated record.
CCAAUAUACUCUCUUUUUACAGCUUGGCUCCCUACCACCAGUUAGAUUCCUUUCACUUCAUUCAACUUUUUGUAUCAUUAAAUGCUCUCACGAACCCAAAGCCUACAAGCCUACGCCUUCGCAAACCCCAAGCCAAACUUUCUAAAACUAAAAGAGAGUGAUCUGAUUUCUCACCUCUUUUACUUCCAUAGUUUUCCACCAAAAUGUCCAAAAAACGACUACCCAUUUUCCAAAAGGUCUCAAAGCUCCUUAGGAUCUUUAUCUUCAUUGCCAAAGUGAGAAAACUGUCAUUUGAAAACUCAUUUCUCAGGAGGAAAUUACAAACCUCAAAGAAGUUGAAGCUUCUGAAGCAUUACAACAAUGGGUUCCGUGGAGAAUACCAGUUUUCUCCUUCUAACACUCCCCUCAUUCAUUACCACAGAAGGCAGCUCAUGAAGAGCAGAAGCCCUCAAGACAUAUACUCUCUGUUCUUCUUUCUUUGCAAAUGUUGGGGUUCUAGCUUGACAGUUGAAGGAGAAGAUAUAUGUGGAGAUUUCACUAUGGAGGCUCUUCCUCCUGCCACUGGAGAAGAUGACAAUGCAGUGGCUUUAUUGGAGCCGUUGGAUUGGGGAGAUGAAGAAGCUUCAAUUGACCUGCGGGCUCAGAUGUUCAUUGACAGGUUCUAUGAAGAAAUGAGAAUGCAGAGGCAGGGAUCAUUCUAAAUUAAUGUUGUUGCAAAUUUAUUGAUUUUUGAUUGACUUUCAUUGUUUUAUUUUCGAUUCAAUUUGUUGGGUUCUCCGCAGUUUUUUUUUUUACAUUGUGGAGAGACAGUUAGGUUUGAAAAUUUUCCAUUUGCUAUGAAUGUGUGGUUGUGUGAAGAUUUGCAAAUUUGUA